Rattus norvegicus (Norway rat) is the source of this 3281-nucleotide messenger RNA. It is a transcript of the gene Tbx1, whose product is annotated as T-box transcription factor 1. NCBI's taxonomy places the organism in Eukaryota, Metazoa, Chordata, Mammalia, Rodentia, Muridae. The transcript is spliced from 8 exons. Gene Ontology annotation, cellular component: nucleus. The coding region runs from base 728 to 2320 and encodes 530 amino acids. Gene Ontology annotation, biological process: positive regulation of DNA-templated transcription; regulation of DNA-templated transcription; anatomical structure morphogenesis. Gene Ontology annotation, molecular function: DNA binding; RNA polymerase II cis-regulatory region sequence-specific DNA binding. The record is from RefSeq and is marked validated.
AGAGGCGGGCGGUGCGCGCGGGGUGCGCGUGACGCUGGGGCUCCCGGUCUUGUGCGGCCUGGGCGGCGUCCCACGGCUCGCUUCCCCACCACGAAAGCAAGCUGACCCAAGGGGCCUGUAGGGGCAAUUGUUGGUGAGGUCCAGCUCUGCGGCACGGAGGGACGGAGGACUCCGCAGCCCUGGGGCUAUCUGCCUGUGGCUUUUGCGAGAGCCGGAGCCGCUCUCUUACCCAGGUGCAGGGGCCGCUGGGGAGGAGGUGGAGGCAGGUGGGGCCAAGGGCAGGGCUAGACUCAGGCAGCCCCUCAGUGCCUCGUCAGUGCCCUGCCAUCUCAGACUGGGACUGAGUGCUCGAGACAUAGAAACUUCUCCUUUGGGGCUGUAGACUCUGGUGGUGGCUUCGCCGAAUAGAGGGGACGCCCAACCUCUGCAGAAGCUGCAGGAUGUUCAAGGGGCGUUGGUCACACAGGGCCCCGGGAGGAGAGACCAGGGACAGAGAGCUUGCAAGGCAGGAGGGCCCUGAAUUUCCAGGGCGCUCCAACUGUUCGGACUCCCGGGCCAAUAUUGGCUGAAAAUGGGGGGGUCUCAUGACGCCAUAAUCCCUUGAGCCCUGGACCGGCGGCUGUGAGUGGCACCACAGGCCCCCGCCCCCGGGCCCCCUGCGCUGGGCUGGGCGCGGUGCGGCAGGGCGUACGCAGUCGGAGGCGGCGCCGGUCAGGCCCGGGCGCCUAUGGACGCGCGGAGCCCGCUGUCUGCCCGGGCCAGCGCAUUCAGCAUCGCCUCUCUUGUUGCAGCCGAGGCCUCGGAGGGCACCGCCCACCGGGGCCCCAGGCCCUCGGACCGGGCGAAACUUCGCCGGCUACCAGGAUCCCCAGCCGGGAUGCACUUCAGUACAGUCACCAGGGACAUGGAAGCCUUCGCGGCCAGCAGUCUGAGCGGCCUGGGAGCCCCGUCGCCUGGCGCCGACCCGUUCGGCCCUCGGGAGCCGCCGCCACCGCGCUACGACCCGUGCACCGCUGCCCCCGGUGCCCCGGGCCCGCCGCCUCCGCCGCGCGCCUACCCUUUCGCGCCCGCCCCCGGGGCGGCUAGCAGCUCGGCGGCGGAGUCCGAGGGUCCUGGGGCUAGCCGCGCGGCCGCGGCCAAGGCGCCGGUGAAGAAGAACCCAAAGGUGGCCAGCGUGAGCGUGCAGCUGGAAAUGAAGGCGCUAUGGGACGAGUUCAAUCAGCUGGGCACCGAGAUGAUCGUCACCAAGGCAGGCAGACGAAUGUUCCCCACCUUCCAAGUGAAGCUUUUUGGAAUGGACCCGAUGGCUGACUACAUGCUCCUCAUGGACUUUGUGCCUGUGGAUGACAAGCGCUACCGGUACGCUUUCCACAGCUCCUCCUGGCUGGUGGCUGGCAAGGCAGAUCCUGCCACCCCUGGCCGAGUGCACUACCACCCGGACUCGCCCGCGAAGGGCGCGCAGUGGAUGAAGCAGAUCGUAUCUUUCGACAAGCUGAAGCUCACCAAUAACCUGCUGGACGACAAUGGCCACAUUAUUCUUAACUCCAUGCACAGAUACCAGCCCCGUUUCCAUGUUGUUUAUGUGGACCCUCGAAAAGACAGCGAGAAAUACGCAGAGGAGAACUUCAAAACUUUUGUGUUUGAGGAGACACGCUUCACUGCAGUCACCGCCUACCAGAAUCACCGGAUCACGCAGCUUAAGAUUGCCAGCAACCCCUUCGCCAAAGGCUUCCGGGACUGCGACCCGGAGGACUGGCCCCGAAACCACCGGCCCGGAGCGCUGCCGCUUGUAAGUGCCUUUGCUCGCUCUCGGAAUCCCGUGGCUUCCCCCACGCAGCCCAACGGAGCGGACAAAGAUGUGGCAGAAGCCCGGCGCGAGUUCGACCGUGACUCUGGACCCGCAGCGCUCGGCGACGCCACGCACCCGCCGCAGCUGCUGGCGCGCGUGCUGAGCCCCGCACUGCCUGGGCCUGGUGGCCUCGUCCCGCUACCUGGCGGAUCCGGAGGCCGCCACAGUCCCCCGCACGCUGAUCUGCGCCUGGAGGCUCCGGGCGCAUCCGAACCGCUGCACCACCAUCCCUACAAGUACCCGGCGGCCGCCUACGACCACUACCUCGGGGCCAAGAGCCGGCCGGCGCCCUACCCGCUGCCAGGCCUGCGCGGCCACGGCUACCACCCACAUGCGCACCCGCACGCGCACCCGCACCACCACCACCACCCGGCGGUGAACCCGGCCGCCGCCGCCGCCGCAGCAGCAGCAGCCAACGUGUACUCCUCGGCGGCCGCGCCGCCCGGUGCCUACGACUACUGCCCCAGAUAGUGCGCCCGCGCGCGGGCCCCAAGGGCCACCCAAGGACGUGUUCCCCAUCUGGGGAGCCAUGCGGGCCUCCCGCCCGCCAGUGCCAAAGCUCUCGUCCGAGGCGGAAGGAAAUGGUAUUUAUUGUUCUCCGCGAGACCGCGUCGCCUCCGGCCCGGCCGGCAAUAGCAGUGUAGACGACCCGAGUGAGCCCCGCCUGCGGGCGGUGUAGAUACAUGUAGAUAUCUUGUAGAUACUGUAGAUACUGCACCGGCGCCGAUUUCAUAAACGGUUUCGCCUCUUUUGGAAACUGCCGGUGUGGCUAUUCUUUUGCAUCUAAUUCGAUUGGGCUGGGCGUCUUUGGGGCAGAGGGCUUAGUCUUCUCAGCCCUGGUCACCGGUGUGAGCGUGGAGCAAGGGUCUCCCUCCCUUCUCUCCCCUGGGGCUCACUGCCUCCCUUCCGCAGCUCCUCCGGUCCACUACAGGCUGGGCGCGCGGUUUACCCAGGGCAGACACCUGCAGCUGGUGGGGCAGGAUUUGGGCCUGAACGCUGGCCUGUUUACAGGACUAGACCAUAAGUUUUUCCGUGAAAGCCGGGAAUGAUAUUCGGGACAGGACACUGUCCAUCCGGCCUCGGAUGGCAUGCGGAAAGCAGUGGGCUCGACUCUUCCAGCGUUGCCCUGGCCUGGCACCAGCCCAGAAUUGUGUUUCCCCCUGUUUAUUGACUUUAUUCCCUGAAUGUCCCCACAGAGUGAUGGGGAGCGGGGGUCGCACAAUGACAGUGGUCAUGAGUCAUCUUGAAACUCCCGGUGAAGCAAUUUUUCCCAGGCCAGGUGGCUGGGUGACCUGUCUCCAUUAACUCAACACUAUCAUAGUGGCCAAAGGAACCCUUUGAUCCCUCCCUUCCUGCGCCCCAGCAGGAAGGGCCAACCGAAGGCCAGCCAGAGUUAAGGCUGGCUUAUGCCUCAAAUAAAUGGGAAAUGUCA